ACAUCCUCAGAAGGUGAAAAGAGAGACCUGGUGGGUGGGACAGCCCACAGACAGAGAGCCAGCCCUGGCCAUCAGCACUGACACCAAAGACUACAACAAGACACCAGGAGAACACAACCAGAGACUACAGCAACACACCAGGAGAACACAACCAGAUCCCUUUUUGAUCUUUCUACGUUGAACUGUUAGUUUAAAACGAUGAGUUUGAAAAAUAAAUUGAUGCAUGAGGUGCAUGCUGAUACUCCGAUGAAGGCAACAUCAAAAGUCUCAAUUGUGGGUGCUGGGCAAGUUGGCAUGUCGUGUGCUAUUUCCAUUCUACAGCAGCAUAUUGCUGAUGAGCUGGCUCUAGUUGAUAGAGUGGCAGAUAAACUGAGGGGAGAAGCUCUGGAUUUGCUACAUGGUAGCCUCUUUCUGAAAUCCAAAAUUUCAGCAGACACAGACUUUCUGGUUACAGAAGAUUCAAAGAUAUGCAUCAUCUGUGCUGGUGUGAGACAGACAGUGGGAGAAGUCAAAAGGAGACAGCUGCAGAAAAACAUAGCUACCUACAAGGAGAUCAUCCCUCAGCUGGUCAAGCACAGUCCGAAUGCUGUUUUGCUAAUUGUUACUAAUCCAGUGGAUAUCAUGACCUAUGUGGCCUGGAAACUGAGUGGUUUCCCAAAGCAUCGUGUGAUUGGCACAGGCACGGACUUGGACACCGCCAGGUUUCGUUUCUUAUUGGGCGCAAAGUUGAGAAUUAAUCCAAUCAGUGUCCACGCUUACAUCAUCGGUGAACAGGGAGAUGAAAGUGUUGCUAUUUGGAGCAGUGCAAAUGUGGCUGGUGUCAACCUGGAGUCAUUAGAUGAAAAGCUAGCAAAUGAACAGGGAGAUCAAAUUCAUAAAAAGGUUAUAGAAAGUACCCAUGAUGUCAUAAGGCUGAAAGGAUACACUUCCUGGGCCAUUGGUUUAAGUGUGGCCAGUAUCGUGAAUGCAAUUUUGAAAAAUAUCCGAUCCAUCCACCUGGUGUCCAUCAAUGCAAAAGAUGAGCACAAUAUCACAAACGAUGUCUUUCUCAGUCUCCCCUGCGUCCUGGGAAUAACAGGAGUAUGUGGAAUCUUGAGACAACAACUCAAGGAGAAAGAAGAAGUAAAACUGAAAAACAGUGUGGAAAAUCUUUUGAAGAUCCAGCGGGAAAUCAUAUUGUGAACAAAAUGCUAAGUACGAGGCCCCACUAAAUGACGGAAAAUCAGCACACCAUCACUUAUAGGUGUCACAUUAUGUAAAGUGUAUAUUCAUUGUGAAUGUUAGUCAAGUUGUUUGUGGAAGUUGCACAGAAGUUAGGUGGGAAAAUAUUUUAGAUAUUGCUACUAGCGUUAUAUGAAACCCAAUAACUAGUAUGCAAUAAAACAGAAACCAAAUCACAAGCAUGCUAACUUAAUAUAAACUCCCCAAUUUGCUAUCCAUGUUAUAGUUAAGAAAUACAGCAGCCUCUGUAGGUUAAAGGUUAAUAAAUGGUAAGGAUGUCCUGAAAACAGUAGUGUCCACAUCAAGUCCCACAUUAUAAAAAGUAAUAACUCUUUACAAAAAAUGCACCAGACAUGAAUAGCCAGAACAUUAUUACUCCAAUAAAUGCAGCGAUCUAUGACUGGGUGCCAGUGCUUUGAGUUUUAAGUUCGUAGACCCUGGCUGCAUUCAGCCUCAAUGUAAAAUUUAAAGGAUACUUCAAAAUGGAAGUCUCAACACCAACUCUGCCAAAUGACCUCCAUUGUCUAAACACAAAUAUGUUUUACUAACAAGGUCGAAACUCAAUGUGCAGUAACACAGAUGGACCUCUGGGAAAUAUUAUUCUUGCUCAUAACAAAAAACAAACAGCACAAUGCAGCAGUGCUACAUUUACAUUGUGUUUCAUGUGAUAGUAAGAUUUUCCUCGCUAUGUCUGUGGGAGCUCUGCAGGGUACAUAUGAUUGCAGAAUAUGAUGUCAGGAAUUUAGCUAACUUACUCUAAAUGUCAUGCUUUCAGCCAGCGACAAAAUCAACUGAUUUCUGCUACAAAAUUGAAGUUUUCCAAUUGGUGAGUAAGCAAACAGUUUGGAGGCAAAAUUGGCAUCAAUUGUAGCAAAUUUACAGUGAAAACAGAAAACUGGGAAUACACAGCUGGUCCCUCCCCAGCUGUAAUAAUGAUAGGUUAAUACUUAGUGUGAAUCCUUCCAUAUUUUCUGUUUUUAAUUGGAGGUUCCAGCAUUUACAGUUCCCUUGAUGCCCUCGUAUGCAUUCCUGUCCAUGUUUCCACCCCAGAUUUCCGCAGACCUUAAACUGACUUGCUGCACUUCUGCAGCAUUCAGAAGAAGGUGGCAUCGAGCAACAAUAGUUCAGAUUUUAGAGGCUGCUGGAUUGCUUCAGUACAUUGAAUCUAAGAAAAGCAAACAGCACAAAGCAAACAUGCCCCUGUACAGAAAACACACUCUUUUAAAAUUUUUUUUAAAAUUUCUGGGAAAGAGAAGGCAGGUGACAGUAAAUUCUUCCUCAACCAAUUUUUCUCUUAUCCUAACUCCCAGUUUGGAUGUUCAUUCAAGGCAUAAGAAAAUUUGCCCCAUUGUUUCAAACAUUCGAUUGCAGACUGCCUUGCAGUUAAUAAAUUGCUUAUUUUUACAAAUUACAACUUUAGAAAAAAAUUGUUCAUAACUUCUUCUGAUUCGAUUUAUUUAGUUAUCCUACUCCUGUUGUUGACUUAAAACAGCAUUUAUAUUUCCAACAUUUAGAACGGAUAAAGGUAUUGCAUAAACUGAAACAAAAAGGAGGGAACAUUGAAUAUCCUCUUUUAUUCUGAAAUUGUGAAAGCAAGCCCUUCUUUAAACAAAAGCACAAUCUAUGAAUAUAAAAAGGUGCAUGUCUGGAACACAGUUAUUUCUAAAACAUUGUGUUAUCUAUUUGACAUGUGGGACCUGAUUCUAAUUCUGUGCAAAAGGAUGGAUUUCAAAUGAAUCAAAAUUUCACCCAUUAAAUCAGCGUGGGGUUUGACUCUCAGUACAUUUCCUGUAAAGUUACUGGAGAAAUUACAUGCCAAGAUUUUUCUUCUGUUGUCAUGUGAUGGAUUGUGAUUCAGUAGUGUGCAUCUUUCUUUGGUUAAUCUUCAUCUAUUAUUUGUACUAAGUAAAAAGCUGUUUUACAAUGUUAUGAAAUUUUAAAUAAAAUAUUACAUGGAACACACCGCUUCAUUAAAA
This is a messenger RNA of Rhincodon typus (whale shark), 3197 nucleotides long. RefSeq names its product L-lactate dehydrogenase A chain-like. The transcript has 8 exons. Lineage: Eukaryota; Metazoa; Chordata; Chondrichthyes; Orectolobiformes; Rhincodontidae. Gene Ontology annotation, biological process: carboxylic acid metabolic process. The coding region runs from base 199 to 1182 and encodes 327 amino acids. Gene Ontology annotation, molecular function: L-lactate dehydrogenase (NAD+) activity. Gene Ontology annotation, cellular component: cytoplasm. The record is from RefSeq and is a predicted model, not a curated record.